This is a messenger RNA of Culex quinquefasciatus (southern house mosquito), 5533 nucleotides long. It is a transcript of the gene Pi3K21B, whose product is annotated as phosphatidylinositol 3-kinase regulatory subunit alpha. The transcript is spliced from 10 exons. Gene Ontology annotation, biological process: signal transduction; regulation of GTPase activity. NCBI's taxonomy places the organism in Eukaryota, Metazoa, Arthropoda, Insecta, Diptera, Culicidae. The record is from RefSeq and is a predicted model, not a curated record. Gene Ontology annotation, molecular function: GTPase activator activity; protein binding. Bases 1715 to 5203 code for a protein of 1162 amino acids.
CGCUAUCUCGCGGCCGCAGUCGUCGUGUACGCAAAAGACGGGAACGACGGACCUUUUGCUGUUCCCUUUCGUGCAAGUCCUUCGGAGUCCCGGUGCACUGGUCGAACGAGUCGGGUGCCACCAUCUCGGGCGGAGAAAGUGAAGAAAGUGAGCCCCCCAAAGUGUGUGCGUGCGUGUGUGAAAGCAGCAGCAGCACCGUGCUGGCGUGAACCUAACCUAGAAAAGAGUCACGUCAAACGACGACGACGAGGUGGAGGAAUCAAGCAAAAAAAAAAAAAAAGUUAACGAGCCGAGCUAGCAAAAAUGGCGAUCCGUCGAGAGUCGAAAAAAUGAUGUGGAGCUGCUCGUUGCGGUGAGAAGAUUUUCCACAGCGCCGCUGUGUAUCAAAAUUGUGCCCCUGCGGAAAAGGGGGAACCCGUGAAGUGACGUGACGUGCUGGAGGCACGGUAGAAGGACGGAAUAAGCUCAGCGAAAAAAAAGGAAAAAAAAGAUUGUGUUCGUUUCCUUUGUGGAACUUUUUAUUGCUUCUCUGUGCGUCUUGUACAAGAGACGACGGCGAUCUGGUCGCUGUGAGUGUGUGCGUGGCAGCGCACCGUGCCUCCCCUGUAUGUGUGCGGACGGCAGCGAAAUUUUGACAGUUCGCUGAAGAAACGCGUGCAAAGAAGAAACAAACCAUUGUACAACGGAGUAGAAGCAGAAGCGCAGCAAGCCGCGAUCAGUGGAGGAAUGGAGUGACACUUUCCGGAAGAGAGCACACAUGCACACACAACUUGGAAAAUCAAUCGCAUGAAGAUGGAUCUCGUGCCGCGGAGAACCGCCUCAGCAGCAGCAGUAGCAGUUCCCUGUAAAUGUGCCUUACGAGCAGAAUGUGACGACGACCACGUUGUUGUUGGUGAAGAAGAAGAGGAAGAAGCUGUGACAGUGGGCGAAGAAGAAGAAGAAGCGCACAACUAUUAACGAUAGUGCUCUGUAUAGUGUCACUCAAAACACACACGAACAGUCACACAAGUGCACACAUACACACCCUCACUCACUCUCAGAUGAUUGUGAACCGCGUGUGAACUGUGCUCGCGAGCUAGAAGAGAGAUUAGAGAGGAAAAAGAAGAGGGAGCAGCAGCAGCACACCCACAACAAACCGGUCCAGCCGAAUGAGCUAGUUCAACCACAAUCAACCCUCGAUUAUUUAAUGGGCCAGCAGCAGCAGAACCAGAUCUCCGGGGACAUCUUGACCCAAGACGGUAUUGUGGUGAUCGCUGCCGUAACUGAUCGAAGCCGGUUCUUCCUCAAUGAGGAGUCCAGCCAACACAAAUAUUUAGCUUUUUCCCUAAACUAUUCCUCCAAUUACAAUAACCGAUAGAAGGAAGAAGCAGGACCUCUUUGUCCACUCUUCCACAAAAAAAAAAACACACACACACACAACAGUAACGCGUAACGCGUAACAAGCAAGAACAAAGGGUAAACAAUCGCGACCAGAGACAUUACUAGCAGCAGCUUCAAUUGCAACCCCCCCUCGCGCCAACCUCCUUCCACGUUAGACCCGAAGUUGGCUAAGCCAAACAAGCGCGCCGCGUUGAUAAGUCACUCACACACACACACACACCCUCUCGCUCGGGUACAUGUGCCACCAGCAGCCCGCCGUCUCACCAAGACGUACGCGCACACUAGUCGUAGCCACUAGGCCAGAACACCAAGUCGUCGCCGCUAGUCGUCGAGAAUGGACGAGGACAGCAGCGUUGUGCUUUACCGUGCGACGACCGCCAUCGGCACUUCCGCGAUUGGCGCAGCGGGCGAGGAGCAGCAGCUCAGCUGCCAGCCCGAUGACAUCCUGGAGGUGUACGUUCCGGCCAGCAGUGUGAACACGGGCGGGGGAGUCGCCCCGGUGUGGUACCGGGCGACCAACCGGAGAAGCGGCAAGGCGGGCUAUGUGCAGUUGCACAAUCUGGCCCGUUGCGAUGGCACCAGCAUGACAACCUCCGCGUCCCCGUCGUCCCACUACCUGCCGGUAACCGGCCUGGUAAGCAGUGGUGGCAUCGUCGGCGACCCUUCCAGCACCAGCAAUACUAGUAAUAACAACAACAACAACAACAACAACGGUAGCACCGUCGAUCCGAGCACGGUGGAACCGGUCACGACGGUGGUGGCCACGAUGGCGAACCUUACGCUCACCAAGUCCACCAAGGACAGCAAUAGUCUGACGCUGAACCUGACGACGACGGCCCCUUCCGGCCACGGCAGCAGCGGCCUCGAGGACAUUUACGUCCAGUGCGUCAACCCGAGCACCGGUGCCGGUUUGGUUAAUAAAAUGGAUGAAUUUAGUAAUAAAAACAUUAACAAAUGUCACACGACCGUACCUGUUUAUUUUGUAACUCCUAUUAUCUGUUUACUUUGUCGCGACUACAUCUGGGGACUCGGACUGCAAGGACGGCAGUGUAGACAAUGCUGGUCCUGUUUCCACAUCAAGUGCUUACCGCUAGCCAUUCAUGAUAUGUGCCAAAGAAAUCCCGAAGUUUACCCGAAGAUGCCGAACACCUAUAGCUCCGACAAGUCAAUUACCGAAUGGACGUCCGCCAACGUGCUCGAGUGGAUGGCUGCUAACAAUCUGUACACCUACGCUGACGUGUUUAAAGCGAAAGAUAUCAAAGGCUGUGAUUUAUCGAACCUGGAUCGUGAUAAACUGGGACAAAUGGGUAUCAAAAAUGAAUUCCACCAGCAGACCAUCCUGGCGUCCAUCAAGGAUCUGCUGACGAGCGCGGAGAAGCCAAUCCAGAGUGGCGUGACGGUGCGGACAACGAGCGGCGGGGUCGUGUUCGGCAUGACCGGGCUAGACGAAGCCGGAGAUGUGGCCAACGCGGCGGACAAGCACUCGCAGCACGACCUCGUGGACCACUCGUUCUCGAAGCUGGUCAAAUGUGAUAAGUGUCAGCAGUACCUGCGGGGGCUGAUUCAUCAGGGACUGCUCUGUAAGCAGUGUAAUCUCAUCGUCCACCGGCAGUGCUCGGCCACGGGCGGACUCAAACCGUGCGGACCGACGCUCAUGGCGUCUUCGACCACGACGACGACGGCGACCAACUCAACGACCAACCGCAUCCAGCAGGUCUUCGGGCUGGGGCUGUGCCAGCAGUUCAACGCGGCCGAACUGCCCGCGCCCCAGAUCGUCAUCAUCCUGUGCAACGAGCUCGAGCAGAAGGCCAUGUGCGACAUGAACCUAGAUCUGUACAAACUGUACCGGACGACGCCGCCCAACUACGACGAGGUCAACAAGCUGCGCGACUCGCUCAACGAGAACCUCAUCAACACCGAUCUGUCCGCGUUCUCGCCCGAGUGCGUGGCCACCGUGCUGAAAAAGUUCCUGCGCGAGCUGCCCGACCCGAUCAUUCCGGUCAUGUUCUACGACAAGUUUGUCGAAACGUCCAAGAUCGCGAGCGACGCGGAAGCGGUGAAGCAGCUGCGGGCGUACAUCCACGAUCUGCCCAUCUACCACAACAUGACGCUCAAGUACAUCAUGAUCCACCUGAUACGAAUCUGUCGAAUGCAGUACCAGCGGGGGUUGAAGGCGCAGCCCACGAUACUGAUACAAGUUUGGUGCCAUAUCCUGAUGCGGCCGCCGUGGGAGAAGAUUGUUCAAAUCGUGUACAACACGGAGAACCACCUACGCAUCAUGGAGCUGCUGCUGUACAAGCUGGACUGGAAGGAGAAGCUGCCGGAGUUUCUGUCGACACCGGCCGUGCCCCCGCGCAAGACGUCGCGGAGUACCGGGGUCGGUUCGGCAAGCUCGUCGCUGUCCCUGUCAUCGACGUCCUCUUCCUCAACCUCCACGACGGUGACCCAGCAGCCCCAACCGGGUGCCGCAGGAGGUAGCUUGAAGAAGCCGUCGGCGAUACAAUCGCCGGCCGGCCCUACUGCUGUGAUACCGAGUCCCCUCGCGGAUGGCGCCAUGGGGACGUACAACAACACGAACGGCGUGGACGCGGUCCGGGGGAUGCGGGGGACGAUGGCGGUGGGUGACGCGGACACGCCGGCGGACCUGCGAGAGGCGGAGUGGUACUGGGGACGGAUUUCGCGCGACGAAGCCAAGGAGAAGAUGACGGACGUGCAGGACGGGUCGUUUUUGGUGCGGGACGCCACGAGCGGCGGCGGGGAGUACACGCUGACGCUGAAGAAGGACGGUACGGAUCGGGUGAUUAAGAUUUAUCACUGCAACGGGCGGUACGGGUUCACGAAGGAGUGUAAUCACGCGAGCGUGGUGGAGCUGAUUGCGUUUUACAAGCGGGAAUCGCUCAAGGAGUACAACACGAUCCUGGACAUUAAGCUGAUGUAUCCGAUUUCGCGGUUCGACGACGACAACUACUUGGGUGGAGUUGUGGGCGAGGAAGCCGGGGACGAUAAGGAGCGGAUGGCGCGGCUGUUUAUCGACACGGCGAAGCAGCUGGCGGAGAAGCAGACGGAGCGGGAACGAUUGCAGGAAAAGUACAACCAGGCGAAGGGGACGGUCGACUUGAAGAAGCAAGCCCAGGAGGCGUUCGCCGAGGCGGAAAAGUUGUUCCGGGAGCAGCUUACGAUUCAGGCCCGCUUCGAGUUUGAGGCGCAACCGCACGAAAAGUCCGGCAUCGGUGCCAACAACGUGCUGAUUCGGGAACGGAUGGAGGAGCUGGUGCUGUGCAGCCAGCAGCUGCAGCAAGCGAUGGAAGAGGAAAAGGCCAACAUUAUGACCUUCGAGCGGGAGCUCAACUCGCUCAACCCGGAACUGAUGACGCUGAGCAAAACCAAGGACCACUAUCUGGAGCAUCUGCACCGGCUCAAGUUCACCGACGGCGAAAUCAAACAGAUGCUCGCCGAUGGCAACUGGUCGGCGGCGCCGAGUUCCAACCUUCCGCACGAGGACGAAACCACCUGGCUCAAGAUCGCGUACAACCGGCAGCAGGCGGAGCAGGAACUCGCCGGUCGACCCACCGGCACCUUCCUCAUCCGGGGUCGCGUCGGCGGUCAGUUUGCGCUGUCCAUCACGUGCAACGAAACGGUCAACCACUGCAUCAUCCACCAGACGGAGCGGGGUUACGGGUUUGCCGAACCGUACAACAUCUACGGUUCGCUCAAGCAACUCGUGCUGCACUACGCGAACAAUUCGCUCGAGGAGCACAACGACACGCUGCAGACGACGCUCAAGUAUCCGGCGCUGGCUCUGCCCAGAACGGCCUCCAACUAGGUUUUGAUUUGAUUUGAUGUUCCCCCUCACACUCAACUCACCAGUUCCGCAGAAGUCGUCUCUCGUUUUGUUAUUUUGUACAGCUUGGUUGAUUUUUUGUAAGAAGAAUCGUGGUAAAAAACGCAUUUUAGAAUGGGUAGCGCGCGCACGAGGCGGUUCGCAAUUGGCUUCCCAAUUACCUAUUUCUUUCUUUUUUUUUUUCAUUAGCUAGGAAUAUAUAUAUGUAUUUAUAUAUACUAAUUAUGAAAUACAAAAUACAGCUGCGUCGCGCGUUGCGUUGAGAAUGAAUUUUUGCUCCUGGAGCGAAUAGGAAUAAAACAGCGAAAACAA